AUGGUUGAGAGUGGAGAAAAAACAGCUAUGUCCUCAGUUGCUGCCAACCCCUGCAUCAUCCAGUUCACAGUGAAGACACCCAAGAUGAACAAGGAGUUUGUGGUGCCAGAAAACAUCACCAUCAAGCUGUUCAAGGAAGUCAUCUCCAAGCACUUCAACUGCCAGACCAGCCAGCUGGUGCUGGUAUUCUUUGGGAGGAUUUUAAAAGAUCAGGAUACACUCAGGCAACUUGGGAUUCAUGAUGGCGUCACUGUCUAUCUUGUUAUCAGAAAGCCAAGGGCAUCCCAGGAAGAGUUGCUCCAUGCAGGGAGCCCACCUGCGAGUGCCUGCUCCUCCCCGGUGCCACCCAGAGCCUCAUCCACUUCUAGCAGCACAUUUAUCUUGGCUAGGAGGAGCACCAGCAACUCAGACAUGAGUGCCCAAAGUACGGAGCAAGAGAACCAACUGCGGUGCGUGCCCAACUCAGCAGUCAUGGUGCAGGCGUUGGAAAGCCUGUUUGCUCAGAGCAUGCUUUCCAACCCUGACCUGAUGAGGCAGCUCAUCAUGGCCAAUCCACAGAUGCAGCAGCUGGCACAGCAAAUCCCAGAGAUCAGCCACAUCCUUAACAAUACAAAUGUCAUGAAGGAGAUGCUGGACAUCGUCAGGAACUCAGAUAUGUUGCGGGAAAUAAGGAGUCAAGACCGAGCAGUGAGCAACCUUGAAAAUGUCCCAGGACAUGAUAGCACAUUGACAUGUGUGGGCACAGAGAGCCAGGAUGCAUUGUUGAAUGCAACGCAUGAGCAGUUUGGAAACAACUCCUUUCCUUCCUUGGUGAGAAAUCGAUCCCUGGAGAGAACAGGCAGGAGAAGCCAGCUCCCCUAUAAUGGUGCUAGGGACCGUUCAGGGUCUCCUUCUCCUUCCCAGAGUGCCACCAGUAUUUGCACCAGUAGCAUCUCUGCUGACCUUGACCACGGUGUCACCAACAGCACUACCCACCUGCCUGGGCAAAGCUCCUUGUUGCCCAGCCUUGGCUCUGGGAAGGGAGCUGAGACCCCCAGCACAGGAGGUGUUCAGAGCAUGCUUCAUCAGGUCACCGAAUCUCUCCAGUUGAUUGUGAACUUGUGUGCUUUCUACACAAAGUGGAUGACACUGUUGCUGCUGCAGAGAUCCCAGCUGGCAGCCUCAGCUGCGCCCUCCACUGAGGCCAUGCAGCAGCAAGAGGACGUCAUGCAGAGGAUGCCACAUUUUCUUCAGCAGAUUCAGAACCCUGAAAUGCUAGCAGCAAUGUCUAACCCAAAGGCUAUGCAGGCUUGUUUACAGAUUGAGCAGGGCUUGCAGAUCCUCGCAGUGGAAGCGCCAGUGCUGAUUCCGUGGUUUGCCUUCCGUCUGCGGAGUCUGGGAAAUACUGGGAACUCUGCAAAUGCUGCAAGCAAUAGCUCUGGGUCUGGUGAAUCACCUCCACAUUAUGAACACCAUCAGAGGAGGAACAACAUUUAAAUAUAAGUACUGCAAGCAGUUCCUGGGACAAGUCCUGAACCCUGGCAAGAUCCAGAAAUCAAAUUCCAGGAAGAACCAGAGCAACUCAAGUUAAUGGGCUUCUUUAAUGGUGAAGGAAGUAUCAGAGCUGUACUUCUACCAAGGAGACAGACAGGCAACAGCAAAGAGGUGGGAGCAUUCAGUCCAUUCAUCAUAGCAUUCUUUCAUAGCUUGCUCAUCUGA
This is a messenger RNA of Rhea pennata, 1698 nucleotides long. Its product is annotated as ubiquilin-1-like. NCBI's taxonomy places the organism in Eukaryota, Metazoa, Chordata, Aves, Rheiformes, Rheidae. Gene Ontology annotation, biological process: ubiquitin-dependent protein catabolic process. Gene Ontology annotation, cellular component: cytosol. The transcript has a single exon. Gene Ontology annotation, molecular function: polyubiquitin modification-dependent protein binding. The record is from RefSeq and is a predicted model, not a curated record.